AUGGCAUCGAUUCCGGAAACUCAGACGGCUAUCCAGCUCUCGGCCUUCGGCAUCGACAACAUCACCGUGGGCCAGCUGCCUGUACCAUCACCUGGUGCUGGGGAGGUGCUUGUUCGGAUAACUGCCCGCCCUGUGAACCCCAGCGAUGUCUUUUCCGUUAUCGGGGUUUACCCUGGUUACAAACCCAAGGACUUCCCGGCGGUGCCUGGCCUUGAAGGCGCUGGCGAGGUGGCUGCUCUGGGCCCUAACGUCAGCGGUCGUCUGUCCGUUGGUCAGCGAGUUGUAGCUACCCAGUGGCGCGGUGCGGUGGAAGGUCGGGGCACCUGGCAGCAGUACGUGCUGGCAGCAGAGGAAGACCUGGUCCCAGUUCCCGACGACCUGCCGGACGACGCGGCCUGCCAGGCGCUCAUUAACCCGGUACCCGUCAUUGGCAUGAUGGAGGAACUGGCCGUGCCCGAAGGCGAGGUGGUUAUCUUCACCGCCGCCGGUUCCGCGUUGGGUCGCAUGUUCCUCCGCUACGCCAGUACCCGAGGGGUCAAGGUGGUGGCCACAUGCCGUCGGGAGGAGCAGGUGGAGGAGCUCAAGCAGGCGGGCGCGUACGACGCGGUGGUUCUGGGUGCUGACGCGGACGCGCUGGUGGCUAGGGUUUCGGAGCUGACUGGCGGCCGGGGAGCGUGGGGAGCCCUGGACUCCAUCGCCGGCUCCACACCCGCCAAGAUCGCCCCGGCUGUACGGGAAGGCGGUACAAUCAUUGUGUACGGCGCCAUGAGCGGUCCGAAUGUGGAUUGGAAUGUGGGGCAGUGCCUCUUCCGCGGUGUUGCCCUCAAGGGUUUCUGGCUGGUUCCUUGGCUGGCUGCUAAACCCGCGGAGGAGCAGCGCCGUGUGCUGACGGAUGUACUGGAACACAUGCGCUCGGGACUGCUGCCUCCGAUGAAAACCGACGUGAGGCCGCUGGAGGAGGCGGCCGCAGCGCUCCGAGACCAGGCCAUCGAGGGCCGCCCCGCCAAGAUCGUGCUGCGUGGCUAA
Messenger RNA from Volvox carteri f. nagariensis, 1026 nucleotides. RefSeq lists its product as uncharacterized. The coding region runs from base 1 to 1026 and encodes 341 amino acids. The record is from RefSeq and is a predicted model, not a curated record. The transcript is spliced from 9 exons. Gene Ontology annotation, molecular function: oxidoreductase activity. Lineage: Eukaryota; Viridiplantae; Chlorophyta; Chlorophyceae; Chlamydomonadales; Volvocaceae.